GCCGUGUGUGGUAAACAGGGCAGUGUCGUUGAACCAGACGAGGCGCUUCUACAGCCAAUCCCGUUUAAGUUACUCAUACUGAAAGUGAAAGUAUAAAGAAGAAGGGCGAGCGACAAACAGCAGUGUUUAAAUAUUAGUCUGUGAAUUCCCCCACCGACAGACUUGGUGUCCAUCUCGAUGAGCCUGUACGAUAAAGAAACAUGGCCUCCAGUGGAACCACCUUCUUUAUUCUCAUUGCCGUCUGGGUCGCUGCAGGAAAUGCAAAGAAUCCUUUUGUAAAAAUAGAAUGCAACACAAAAAACGGAGAAUAUGGCCAUCAGUCACUGCUGGAGUGUGUUGUCAAAACCACAAGAGAAGUAGAAGGUGCAGUAAUCCGGAUUGUGACUUGGACGAAAGAGGGAGCUGAGCAACCCUUGCUGUUUUUUAACAGAGGGAAACUCCAGCAGGAGCCAGGCUAUAGAUUUGCUGAACCAUCCUGGAAUGACAACAACAUGAACAUAUCCCUGCUCAUUGCCGAAACUAAGGUGGCAGACGAUGGAGAUUAUACAUGCAUGGUGAUCACAGACAGCGGCGAUGACAGCAGCCUCACUAGCCUCAACGUCAAAGCCACAUACAGAGACCCAACUGUACACUCCAUUCCUGAGAAAAUAUCCGAAGAUGCAAAUAACGACCUGAUUUGUAACGCUGAUGGUGGCUACCCGAAAGGUCAGCUUCGCUGGUUUGACGAACACAAUGAGGAGUGGACAAAGAGCGCAGAAAUGGACGUGAGAAAGACCGACAAUGGCCUGUUUCAGCUCUCAAGCACGCUGACUUUGCUGAAAGGAUCCCGUUUCUCCAAGUAUACCUGUGUCGUGUUCAAUGCCACUGGAGGCAAAGAGGGUUCGACCACAUUCGAAAUGCCACCGAUUUCUGGAGGGCUUGGGGCCAGCGGAGGGUUGAAUCACUCCUCCAAAAUAGUCGCUCCUGUGAUUGUCAUUGGAUCACUGAUCGUGGGAUUGCUGUUGGCAUUGUUGAUUUAUAGAAGACGAUCUCGAAACGCCCGGAGGCCCUCUACUGCACCCCUUAUGGGUGAUCAUCAACGGGGCCGUGCAGAAGAAUUUGAUGCUGAGCAAGGUCAUCUUCAGAAAACAGAAGGUGAAGACAGCCAGCCCUGAGGAGACACCACAUGCCACAUGAAUAUACUAAUUUACCAGCAACCUCUGAAAUUAACACUUCCUUCCUAAAUGCCACUCUGUCACUGUACUUUCCUAUCACAAACAACUGUGUGUAGCUAGGAAUGACUUGUACUAUUGUGAUUUAUCAGAGGAACUGUAAGCUCAGCCUUCCCCCGAGCAUGCUCGGUCAGCGUUCUUAAAAGAAGUGAUGGUGGCUGAUUUUUAAUCAAGCGAAGAUCAACUAGAAGCCAAAGCAUCGUCUUUUGCCUCAGGUGACAUUACAACAGCCACGUCAGGUGCGACAUAGAAAAUCUUCAAGGACCACAGUGAUAAUGAUGUAGAUGUUGGCACUGAAUUUCUGAUAUAUGUUGGAGGAAAUGUUUGUAAGCAGUCAGUGUGCUGUAGUUGUAACUUACGCAGUAACUGUAGCUACAUGGGAAUGGCCUCACUUACUUCCUCAUCUCUUGUUCUGUCAGCUUUACAAGAAAAACACUGAAUCAUGUUCUUAUGAUAGAGGCACGUUAUAAGGGGUGGGUGGGUGGGUGUGUGUGUGUGUGUGUGUGUUUUGCCAUAAAAUGUAACUGAUGUCUCAUUAUUUGUGAUCUUAUAGUGUAGCUUUUUACUACCGCUUGUGACUCCAAGAGUUGUUCAAAGAUAAGGAUUUUUUUUUUUUUACUGUCAACAAAUCCUAUCGAUAGACCAAACAACAACGUGCUAGUACUCCUGUCUAUUCUUGAAUUAACCCCGCUUGUUCUUACUGGAUAUGUAAAUUGUUAAAGCAAAUAAAAAAUUUCAUUAUUUUUAAAGGCUUGCCUAAAACAUCCUGGCACUGUAAGCCUUUAGUUCAGUUUAGUUUAUUUGAAAGGGGGCAAUAUAAUUUCAUAAAACACAUGAUUACACGUGGUUUAAAAAGCCAGAAUUAGCCAGAAGGCUAGUUUUCAUCUGUAGUCCGCUGACCAUAGGACGGUUAUUCCUGAAUGCACAAUUUACUCCCAACAUUAAGAAUUAUAGAAUUAGUGCAUAUAGAAAUUUGAAUAAUAUUUCAUUUGUGGAUUAUCAUGCACCAUGUGGGAUUGACUCAAAACAAGCCACACUGGUUGUGGUUCUGUAUUGAGGAAACAUGUUACCAAAUGCAAUGUGCUAUAUUGCAGUAGGUACAAUACCAUGUUUUGUUUUGUUUGUGCUUUGUUGUUUUUUUUAUUAAUGAUUCUCAAAUGAGACUCCCAGAGAUUACCUUCACUAACUUCGAAAUACGUUAUUAAACCUUUGUGAAAUGUGUUGAGCUUCAGGGAAACAAGCAGAGGUGCUAAUUCACAUGUAUUCAAACAGUGAGCCAACAGUUUAGACCAUCUCCAAGGAAUUAAAUAGAUGAUGAGAUGGGAUGGACUGGAAUCUGUUUGACGCCAAAUGACUGAUUACAUCGUAAGUUUUAUGUCUAGUUAAUAAUCAGAGCCGCUUGCCUGUAACUUUGGUUUUACAUACUCGAGCAGUAAUUGUUGAUGGGAACAGUUAGAUGUGGGUUUUGGUCAUUUUGUGGGAUUUGUUGACAUUAAGAAAUACACUGUACACUCUGUAUGUACUUUGUUGAGAAGUAUAUUUUAUUGAUCAGUAGGGUAGCUCAGUAUAUCUGAUAUUUUGCAAUGCAUGCAGUACUCGCAUCUGAAGUUAAUUCACAUAUAUAUAUUACUUUUAUUUUUGAAGCUGUUUGAUUGUGAUGAAAAUCUGCAAGAGAAACCUGUCAGAUGGAACGUACCCAACUCCAAUUUAAGGGGUUCUUUUCGGUGCUAUAUCUGCACAGAAAAAUGAGUGAGAAACAGGAGAGAAACAAAAAUUGUGAUUCCACAAAGAAAUGUAGCGUUGUAUGGGAAUGUUUUGCUUACAGAUAGUAGCCAGAAUAGGUCGUCAGGUCGUCUGUCAGUGAUGUCUUGCAGUUGUUGCAGAUACACAUCUAGGCAACACAUCUAACACAUUUGAUUAUUUAAAUCAGCAUCGCACAGCUUGGUAUGAUGAGUAUAAAGUCAGAUCUGCUUGCUGUGUGAAAUGAAGAAUACUUUUUGCAUGCUUUUCCGGUUGUGCUUCAUAUGGGAAAGGCUGCAAACGGCUUUUCAUCGCUUAUUUAAAAUAAUCUGGUAGUUUUGAUGUCAUUCACCUACAAAAUCACUCCAGUCAUUCUACAGUGACCAACUCUCUCCACAUAGUAAUUCAAGUUAUCUGGUGAGAAAUCUUAUUGUACAGAGUUCAAAGGGACUAUCUCAGUCUACUAUCACCCCUCACUGCCUGAGAACAUUUGCAAAUUUCAGAUCCUUUUUCUAACCACUGAGAAAGUUCAUGUGACCCGACCAUCAAUUAUCACUUUCUACGUAUCAAGUAAUGGCUUGUCUUUAGGCCAAGUGCAGCUUCAUACUUGUCUUUAGGCCAAAAGCGCCUUUGAACUUGUGCUUCUGUGCAAUUAGGAAGGUUGCGCUUAUGUAACUUUCGGCAUGAGUAUGGCUUACUGCAAAACUUCCUCUCUGGGUUUUGUUCUCUUCAUCGAAUACUCUGAACUGUAUUAAAUAAGAGUGCAGCUUUUUAGGUUGGUGAUAAGAAUUUUAAUCCGGUGUCAUUUUGGUUUUAGAGCAGCAGGUCACAAUAACAUUUUCUGUACUCCGUGCAUGCAGCUGAUUGUGACACUACCAAAAGAAAAAUUAGUGUCCAACUAAAGAUAUCUUAUCAGCAUUCGCACACGUACACGACUCAGCUUGUUAUGAGAAUAGAAUGUGAACAGAGUUAAUCAUUGACUUAUUGGAAACAACACGAGUGUGAGCAUUAAAAGUCUUUCAUUUUACAGAUUGUUCUGGCAGUUUAAAAAAAAAAGACAUCUUUGAAAAAUUAUGAGAUGCAUCUGUGAGUGAAUAUAUACUGUUGUUGUAAAUCUGUACAUUGAUGUUGUCUCAGUUGGUACCUCAGGUUUAAAUUUAGCCUGACUGUGAACUGACCAGGCAUUUUGAUUACUAAGAACCAUAUGUAAUAUAAGCUGUGAUGUUAAUUUGGUGUGGCUGUGGUGUUAAAAUGUGAUUAAAAGACAUUCUCAUGAAAAAAAAUGGGAGAGAGAA
Messenger RNA from Acanthochromis polyacanthus (spiny chromis), 4246 nucleotides. RefSeq lists its product as uncharacterized. The coding region runs from base 201 to 1154 and encodes 317 amino acids. Lineage: Eukaryota; Metazoa; Chordata; Actinopteri; Pomacentridae. The transcript has 9 exons. Gene Ontology annotation, cellular component: external side of plasma membrane. Gene Ontology annotation, biological process: positive regulation of T cell proliferation; cell surface receptor signaling pathway; immune response. The record is from RefSeq and is a predicted model, not a curated record.